GGUGAGCCAAAGGGAACUGGGUGGAAAAGAGGCCAGACAGCAGGAGCAGGACGUAGCAAUGCACCACAUUCUGCUUCUGAGACGGUGGUUGCAGUGUGCAGUGGCUGACCAACAUGCAAAGCGAUGUCGGUCAGAAGCAUCAGGGAUUGGCUGGGAGGAUGACCCUACCUUUGAACCACUUCCUGAUAACCUGCGUGGUUCACCUGCAGGCAAAGCUUGCCGGUCCCUGCAGUCUUUGUCCAGCAAAGGAAGACGGAGCAAGACGUCUGCAAUGCCUGAAAAAGAAGGCACACCAAUGGAGCCUCUGCAGCCGCAGACACGAUGCCUGCAGUGUGGGGAGAAGCUGGAGUGGUCAGACGAGCACAGCGUCCUUCUUGGCUGCUCGUGCUGCUCUUCAGUGGAUGAGACCAUUGAAAAUGUAGCUAGAGGCCUGGCCAGUAAAAUGAAGAAGAAGAGUCACUGGGCAGCUGGACGAGUUGGUGACAUUGACUUUUGCGGCUCCACCAAGACCCGAGGAAAGUUUGUGAAGGUGCGCAGCAACACAGAACCGGUGCAGAUCUACCAGAUGCUGACACAGGAGUGGGGCCUGUCCCCCCCACACCUGGUGGUAGCAGUGGUGGGGGGGGAUGAGCUGGCUCAGAUGAAGCCUUGGCUCCGGGACACACUCAGAAAAGGACUUGUGAAGGCUGCACAGAGCACAGGGGCGUGGAUUCUGACUAAUGGCCUUCGUUUCGGCAUCACCAAACACUUGGGCCAGGCUGUGCGUGAUCACUCCCUGGCCAGCACCUCCUCUACCGUUCGUGUAGUGGCGAUUGGAAUUGCGCCUUGGAACAUGAUCCACAAUCGAGAAGCGCUGCUCGGUGCCAAGGUGGAUGAACCCGCGGUUUACACGCCACAAGACUUGCCUCAUGGCUCGGUGUAUUCCCUGGACAGCAACCACUCUCACUUUGUGCUUGUGGAGGAGGACUCCACCAGACCAGGAGCAACCAGUGAAAUGAGGGUGAAGCUGCUCAAACACAUCUCACUUCAGAGGACCGGAUAUGGAGGUGCAGGAAGUUUUGAAAUUCCUGUUCUUUGUCUUCUGGUCCAUGGAGAACCCAAAAUUUUAAAGAGAAUGUACAAAGGCAUCGCCAACUCCACGCCGUGGCUGAUCCUGGCAGGCUCUGGAGGCGUGGCCGACAUCCUUGUCACACUGAUGAAUAGAGGCUGCUGGGACACAGACAGCGUUCAUGAGCUCCUGCUGGACACCUUUCCUAAUGCCCACCACAGCGCAGACAUCAGUAACUGGGUCAAGCUGAUUCAGAAGAUACUCGAUCAUGGACAUCUCCUGACCGUCCACGACCCCGAACAGGACACGUCCGAGCUAGAUACUGUCAUUCUCAAAGCUCUCGUCAAAGCUUGUAAAAGCCAAAGUCAGGAAGCACAAGACUUUCUGGAUGAACUAAAGCUGGCGGUGGCGUGGAACAGAGUGGACAUCGCCAAGAGUGACAUCUUCAAUGGGGAUGUGGAGUGGAAGGCCUGUGACCUUGAAGAAGUCAUGAUGGAUGCCUUGAUCAAUGACAAACCAGACUUUGUGCGCCUUUUUGUGGACAAUGGCGUGAACCUGGGCGAGUUCCUGACCUAUGGCCGCCUGCAGGAGCUUUACUGGUCGGUGUCAGAGAAGAGCCUCCUUCACAACCUGCUCCUCAAGAAGUACGACGAGAAACAGCUCCUGCUGGGGGCCGCCAGAACACCGGGUCCUCCUGGACAUUAUCCUUCAGAGCAAGGGAAACCUCGCUUCACACUCUUUGAGGUCGCCAAAGUGCUCAAAGACUUCCUGCAUGACUCCUGCAAAGGCUUUUACCAAAAAGUUCCCACUGAGAAACCACCGAAAGGUCGGCUUUUCCAAAGCCAGAAGAACCUCCCAGAGAUGGAGGAGCUCUGCGAGCAUCCUUGGCGGGAUCUCUUCCUCUGGGCUGUCCUUCAGAACCGACAGCAGAUGGCCAACUACUUCUGGGCAAUGGGCCCCGAGGCGGUAGCGGCAGCGCUGGCAGGUUGUAAGAUUCUGAAAGAGAUGGCACGCCUGGAAUCUGAGGCAGAGUCUGCGCGCAGCAUGAAGGAAGCCAAGUAUGAGCAGUUUGCCCUUGAUGUCUUUGGAGAGUGUUACUCCAACAGUGAAGACAGGGCUUAUGCUUUACUCGUGAGGAGAACUCACUGCUGGAGCAAAUCUACAGUACUCAACUUGGCAACUGAGGCUGAUGCCAAAUCCUUCUUUGCCCACGAUGGAGUUCAGGCUCUCCUCACUAAGAUCUGGUGGGGCGCCAUGACGACCGACACAGCCAUUUCCAAACUCGUGGUGUCCUUCUUCUGUCCUCCACUCAUCUGGACCAACCUCAUAAAGUUCAGUGACGAGGAACUGGAUAACCGGAACAGCAACAAGCAGUUUGUGGAGCUGGACAGUUUGGACACAGAAAAGGCUUUAAUGCUCACCGAUGAUGACGACCCCCUAGACUCUUCUCCUGGAGGUCAGGCGUCCCAGAGCUGCGCUUCAGUGUGGUGGCGCUUCUUUCUCCGCCGCUGGCGCCGCUUCUGGAGCGCUCCGGUCACCGUGUUCCUCGGCAAUGUCAUCAUGUACUUCGCCUUCCUCUUCCUCUUCACCUACGUGCUUCUUCUGGACUUCAAACCGCCCCCCCGCGGUCCAGGGGUUCCAGAGAUUAUGCUGUACUUCUGGGUCUUCACCCUGGUGCUGGAAGAAAUCCGGCAGAGCUUUUUCACCGAUGAGGAAAUGAACAUCAUAAAGAAGUUUAAGCUCUAUGUGGAGGACAACUGGAACAAGUGUGACAUGGUGGCCAUCUUACUCUUUGUUAUUGGAGUUUCUUGCAGAAUGGCAGCUGGCACUUAUGAGGCAGGAAGGACCGUUCUGGCCAUAGAUUUCAUGGUAUUUACCCUACGUCUGAUUCACAUCUUUGCCAUUCAUAAACAGCUGGGACCCAAGAUCAUCAUUGUGGAGAGAAUGAUGAAGGACGUUUUCUUCUUCCUCUUCUUCCUGAGCGUGUGGCUCAUCGCUUAUGGAGUGGCCACCCAGGCGCUUCUCCACCCUAACGAUCCCAGGAUUGACUGGGUGUUUCGCAGAGCUUUGUACCGUCCCUAUCUACACAUAUUUGGUCAAAUACCCUUGGAGGAAAUAGAUGCUGCUCGAAUGCCUAAAAUUAACUGCACCGAUGACUCCAGUGAAAUUGUCGAGGGACUUCUGCCGCCGUGCCCUAAUAUCUAUGCAAACUGGCUGGUUAUUCUACUGCUGGUAAUCUUCCUACUUGUCACCAACGUCCUACUUCUCAACCUCCUUAUCGCCAUGUUCAGCUACACAUUUCAGGUAGUUCAGGGCAACACAGACAUCUUCUGGAAGUUUCAGAGAUACAACUUGAUUGUGGAAUACUACAGCCGCCCAGCUCUGGCGCCACCCUUCAUCAUCAUCAGCCACCUGUCCCAGCUCUUCCUCAGCCUUCUCAAACGGCCUGAGCCCAAGCAAGAACAUCUUGAGAGAGAGAUGCCAGCAGGACUAGACCAGAGGCUAAUAACAUGGGAGACGGUGCAAAAAGAGAACUACCUCGCUAAACUGGAGCGCCAGCACUGGGAGAGCAGCGAGGAGAGGCUCAAGAGUACCUCAUCAAAGGUUCAGAGUUUGCUGAAGAUUGUUGGUGGAUAUAAGGACCAAGAGAAGCGACUGGGAUCCAUGGAAGCUCAAGUCAGGUACUGUGGUGAGGUCCUGUCCUGGAUGGCCGAGUGCUUCGCUCAGAGCACGCUCAAAUGCGGCAAAGACGCUCCAAAAGCUCCAAUGUCUCUGACAAGUGGCAAAGCGGAAAGUGAUGCAGAAGCUCCUCAAGGUCACCAGAAGAAAGAAGCCAAAAAGGAAGAGAAGGAGGCCAGAAAGGAAGAAGAAUCAAAACCACCGGUCAAUUUGGGAUACGGUGCCAACAAGAAAUUUCCUUACAUCGAUGAAUAAAAGCCAGAAUCAAACAUACAACUAAUCACACAAUGUCCCAACCCCAGUUCUGAUCCAGCCAUGUCAUUAGGGCUUUUUUUUCAUCAGUGCAUAACAGGAACCACGCUCUGCUCACUAGAGGAAAUGAGAUUAUCUGUACACUACCAGUCAGAAUGCCUGUACAGUCUGCAAUCAAAUCAUAAAAACUCUACUAUGACUUCCAUUCUGUCAGAAUAUAGGUCAUACUUUCAUUGAAUUAAAUUAUUACUGAGAUCACACUGGAUAGUAGAAUCACAGCAGGGUGCAUUAUAGUAAGAUAUUGGAUAAAGCUGCACAGACAGACAAACGAAAGUGGCUGAUGACCGCAUUCUAAAUGUGGAACUAUGACAUAAAUGUGAGUAACUGAAGCAGAAAUCAUAAAGCCAAGAUAUUGUAAAACUACAGAUUGUUUGCUAAUUUCAAUCACUGUGAAUUCUUUUGAAAGGUAUAAAUAGAAACCAAAACAGAAACAGAUAAACAAUCACCCUAGAUAACAACAAACAAAAAGGUCACAUUAGCCCGGAUAUUUGGUAUAACACCUCCCAAUGUGGAGAAAAACCCACCAUCUUUUGAAGUGACUUUUAAAGCAUUAACAGCCUACUAAGUUUUGAAAACGUCAUCUAUGAUGACAGACUUGCAUAUGUAAACAAUGCUUUUUAUGUGAUGCUUCUUAGCAAUAAACUCUGCCAUACAAUCUG
Molecule: messenger RNA, 4698 nt
Organism: Oryzias melastigma (Indian medaka)
Lineage: Eukaryota; Metazoa; Chordata; Actinopteri; Beloniformes; Adrianichthyidae
Gene: trpm5
Product: transient receptor potential cation channel, subfamily M, member 5
Exons: 27
Coding region: 59-3982 (1307 amino acids)
Biological process (GO): calcium ion transmembrane transport
Cellular component (GO): membrane
Molecular function (GO): calcium-activated cation channel activity; ligand-gated calcium channel activity
Source: RefSeq, a predicted model, not a curated record